AAUAGGAAGAAUACCUACUCUACAUGAUGUGACGUUUGUGAACUGCAGUAUAAACCUGAAAGCCCUAAUGGAUGAGUUACGCAGUACAGAUAACAUUUCGUCCAUUGCCAGUAAUACCCAGAUCCUUACUUCUGUGCCGGAGAAACUGACCACUGAGAACAUCUCUACUGCUGCUGAUAUUGCAGACCAGAUUCUGAAAAAUUAUUCUAAGGAAGCUACUGCUACAAUGGCUGCAGUGGCUACAAUUAGCCAACUUUUGGAUGCCAGAGUGAGUGAAUUCAACUUUACAGACAAGGACUUUACUAAUAUUACAGAAAGCCUCACACAGACACUGGAAAAUUUCUCUUUGGAUGGCUCUGCUAUUCAGCCCAAUAUUGCAGUUCAGAACAUUUCAUUGAAGUCAAAUUCAACUACAGCUUUUUUCUCUGCACAGACAGUAUCAGGAAGAUUACAGUCUGAAAAUAUUCAGGUAUCUGAAAAUGACUUUAACAUUACCAGCAAUACAGAAGUUAAAAUACAGAUCAGCAUUACAAAAAACAACAGUUCACCUGGAAAUGGAAGUAUUGGCUUUGUUUUGUAUCAGAAUGACAAAUUUUUUCAAUCAGAAAGUUACAAGACUCAUUUUAAUCAUACUAAACAAAUUAUCUCUGGCUGUGUUGCUAAUGCAACAGUCAAUGAUGUUAAAAUAGUCUUCAGCCCAAAGUACAAUAAAUCGGAAAUUCUGCUGCAUGAUUAUGCAUGUGUCUUUUGGGAUUACAAUGCAAAUGACUGGGACACAAAAGGCUGCACAAAAGAAGGAAACAAAUCAGAAUUGAGAUGCAGGUGUAAUCACACUACUAGUUUUGCUGUAUUAAUGAGCUUCAAGAUCAAUUACAAAUACGCAAAACCUCUAGAGAUUGUCUCAGACAUUGGUAGUGGAUUCUCCAUUGCUGGUCUGGUUAUUACCAUUCUAUUUCAAAUUCUCACCAGGAAAACACGAAAAUUCUCAGUUACCUGGAUGUUGGUGAAUCUCUGCACAUCAAUGCUGAUUUUCAACAUCAUCUUCAUCUCUGGAAUUGACAAUCCAAAUGCCAAGAAUAACGUUGCUGUUUCCACCAACAACACUUUACUGGACUCAGAUCGGGUAGAUCCUCCUGAAAAUGCCUCGUGUACGGCUGUGGCUGUCUUGCUGCACUAUUUCUUGUUGGCAACAUUUAUGUGGACAGCGCUCAAUUCUGCACAUUUGUACUUAUUGCUGCUUAAAACCCUGAGGCCCAUUCCUGGACACUUCACUUUAAUCAUGUCCAUAAUUGGAUGGGGAGUGCCUGCUGUAGUGGUUGCUAUAACACUUGGAGCUACCUACAGACAGGGCAAGCAAUUAAACUACCGACAGGAAGAGUUUUGCUGGCUUGCAGUCCUGGAUGACAAAGGGGAAGUGAGCAUAAAAAAGCCCAUGAUAGGGGCAUUCCUUUUGGUAGUGGCAGUCAUCCUUCUGUUUAACAUUAUCAUCUUUGUCAAGAUCACUGUCGUUGUUAUGUGGAAGGAGAACACAAAUCUGACAAGCAAUAAAAAGAAAUCAUUCACAACGAAGAUAUUUGGCACUUUAUCUGUAGCUGUAAUGCUUGGAAUCACCUGGGUCCUGGGCUAUAUGAUGCUAAUAAAUCAAGAGGAAACAAAUAUGGUCUUCAGCAUUUUGUUCUGCAUUUUCAAUGCCACCCAGGGACUUCAGAUCUGUAUUCUAUAUACUUUCAGAUCACCAAUCUUCAAGAAAAAGGUUACUGAGCUGUUUUCCUUUGUCUCACUGCCGGAUAUAUCGAUUUACUUGCAUUCAAAGACUUACUAUCUUUUAAAAUUCCGUUCUAAAAAACACACAUAUGAGAACUUCAAACCAUCUGAGAACUUUUCAGAGGAAACCUCCUUUUCCGGCAAUGAUCAGACAUCUAUGAAGAAUUAAAAUGUAAAAUUUCAGCUUUCUGAGUUUGUUCUAGAUAGGGAUCAUUGGUGUUUUGAGUGACAUGACCACUGCUCCUGGAACAAGCGUUGGGCACAGAUCAGAAGACAGUAGGACAGCUCCCAAAAAUGUAAGGCAGGAUAACAGCUGUACAGAGCUUAUAUGUGGCACUUUAACUGUACACAACUAAGAAAGUUCUUACUAGGGAAGUUGAAGGUCAUUACAAUAUUGCACAAAAUAGAAGAGCGUCUGUCUGACUUGGUCAUGUCUGUCUGUUCUCCCGAUAUAGCUAUUCCUGGCCUAUCUAAUA
Molecule: messenger RNA, 2240 nt
Organism: Gopherus flavomarginatus (Mexican gopher tortoise)
Lineage: Eukaryota; Metazoa; Chordata; Testudines; Testudinidae
Gene: ADGRG7
Product: adhesion G protein-coupled receptor G7
Exons: 13
Coding region: 68-1933 (621 amino acids)
Biological process (GO): cell surface receptor signaling pathway; G protein-coupled receptor signaling pathway
Cellular component (GO): membrane
Molecular function (GO): G protein-coupled receptor activity
Source: RefSeq, a predicted model, not a curated record